CUAUUGAAGAGUGUGUGUUGUGAGCACAGUAAGAUGGUGGACAGGUCAGCAAAGUUUGUUUUACUGACAUACAGCCUAACAACAUCUCAUCACACCACAGUUCACUGUUGUUCUUCUGAAGCUCAGUUGGCUGCUGAACUUUAUCCACGCUCAUUUGACACACGCCUGGCGCUGAGGCGAAGUGCACGUCUGAAAAGUCUCCUGUUUGAUGUGGAUGCUAAGAAAUACUCCAGGUUCUGCAUCUUAAUACAUGCAUUUCUCAUCAAGAAAAAGAGCAGGAUGGCCAAGCUAGCUCAGUUGUGCCCACCCCCUGGCUCCGCCCCUGUAUAUUUCACAAAUAAUUAUAAAGAACAUGAAAAUCUGAAGUAGAAAGAAUGAAAAGUAUUUUUCUUGUAAAAUAUCCAUCUCACAGUUUCAUCUCAAUCAUGCUGGAAUGUUGUAAUUGCUGUGUUGUAGUUGUUGCUAUGGUGAUGUCAGUCAGAAUGGCUCCUCCUCUUCCUGUGAUCUUUCUCCUCAUGAUUCACAAUGUUUUCAGUGAAGGUUGGGGUGUGAGUUACAGUUCUUCACACAUCUGUGCACUAAAGACCUCAUCAGUGAUAAUGAGCUGCACUUAUACAUACCCUACUGGAUAUAAGAUUGAGAAAGUGUUCUGGACCAAAAACCCCAUAAAGGGUGAAAAUCCUCCAGUUCUGUCUGAUGAUCCUGAAUACAGUCAGAGGCUUCAGUAUCUGGGAGACAAACAGCAGAACUGCACCAUCAGACUGAGUCAUGUGACACAGAACGACCAACACAUGUACUGUUUCAGAUUCAUCUCUGAUAAACCUGAUGGAAAAUGGCUUGGUGAACCAGGAGUGAAUCUCACUGUAACAGAUCUUCAGGUGGAGGCUCCUGAGAGAGUGACAGAGGGUCAUAAUGUCCGUCUGACAUGUAAAAGCAGCUGCGCUCUGACUGACAGAGCAACAUUCAUCUGGUACAGAAACUCACAGCCAUUAACUGAGAGAAGAGACAGAAACAAUCAACUCCUGCUGCAGUCAGUCAGAAGAGAGGAUGCAGGCAGAUACAGCUGUGCUCUACAUGGACACACUUACAUCUCUCCUGCUGCUCAGCUCAAUGUCACCUAUCCACCAAAAAAUGUCUCAGUGUCCAUCAGUCCAUCUGUAAUAGUGGAGGGAGAUUCAGUGACUCUGAUCUGCAGCAGUGAUUCAAACCCUCCUGCAGAAAUCAGCUGGUUUAAAGAAAGAAUGUUUGUAGAAUCUGGAAGAAUCUACAGCAUCUCAAAGAUCAGCUCUGAUCACAGUGAAGAAUACAAGUGCAAGUCCAGAAAUAAACAUGGAGAGAAAUACUCUGCUGGUGUGAAUUUAAACGUCACAUAUCCUCCCAGGAACGUCUCAGUGUCUAUAAAUGGAUCAGGUGUAAUAGUGGAGGGAGAUUCAGUGACUCUGAUCUGCAGCAGUGAUUCAAACCCUCCUGCUCUGAACUUCAGCUGGUUUAAGGAGAAUCAAAGCUCAGCUGUUGGAUCUGGACAGAGUUUCAGUGCACUACAGAGUGGACGCUUCUACUGUGAGGCUCACAAUCAACAUGGAUCUCAGAGAUCAGAAGCUGUUACUGUCACAGUUCAUCAUGGAGCUGGUAGGAAUGUGAUUGUGAUCGCAGCAACAUCUGGAGGAUUAUUCAUCACCAUCAUCAUCAUCAUCAUCAUCAUAUGGUUUAUAAUGAAACAAAGGUGUGUUAAAACUGAAGAUAACAGAGUGAAACAGAUCUCUGAUCCCGGUGAAGACACAUAUACAGCUCUUGAGCUCAAGUCCACGACCUCUGACCUCUACGACACACUCACAACCGUUCGUCCCAGACCUCCUGAAGACUCUUGAUCCUAAACAUGAGAAUCCAUCAAUCAACAGGAAGAUGAUGCAGUGAGAGGCGGAGCACAGAGGAACCAAUCCUGAGAUAUGUGGGCGGAGCCACAUUUGAUUGACAGGUGUCAUUAGUGAAGAGUUGGUGAAGACUUAUUUCUUUGUAGUUUAGGAAAGAUCAUGUACCAGUGGAACUAAAUUAAAUAUUUCAAUUAAUAAAAUUAAUGAAGGCAGUGAAUUUGCACAAUUUACAAGAUUUUAACAAAUUAUAUAUAUAUAUAUAUAUAUAUAUAUAUAUAUAUAUAUAUAUAUAUAUAUA
Carassius gibelio (silver crucian carp) is the source of this 2169-nucleotide messenger RNA. RefSeq names its product B-cell receptor CD22. The record is from RefSeq and is a predicted model, not a curated record. NCBI's taxonomy places the organism in Eukaryota, Metazoa, Chordata, Actinopteri, Cypriniformes, Cyprinidae. The transcript is spliced from 10 exons. Bases 375 to 1868 code for a protein of 497 amino acids.